This is a messenger RNA of Apis florea (little honeybee), 5094 nucleotides long. RefSeq lists its product as uncharacterized. Lineage: Eukaryota; Metazoa; Arthropoda; Insecta; Hymenoptera; Apidae. The record is from RefSeq and is a predicted model, not a curated record. Gene Ontology annotation, molecular function: calcium ion binding.
UGGUACCGGCAAACUGAAUGCUUUAAUGCAUGCUGAGCGUUUGAUCAGAGCGCAUCCGAUAAAAGAGAAGCGAUUUUUUGCUUUUAUAUCAAUCAAACUGGCAACAAUAAAGAGAUAAAAUUUAAGAGAUAGAUUAAAAGAAAAGAUUGUGAUACGAUUAAUUUCGACAAAAAGUUCAAGAGAGAAGAUGACUCGAUUCACGGAUCUACGUAUGAUUUUCUUCUUACUUCUAACCAUUCAAUUGGAGGAAUUUUCUCUUCGAAAGCAAGGAAUUUUGUUCAGUGAAGCCAGAAUGGAAGAGCAAUUUGAAAAAUGUUGCGGACUUGGUACUUCAUGGGCUUUGGAAGGGCUCAGGUGUGAAAAGUUCUCAGGUCCAGUGUCUGGAGUGCCGACAGUCGAACAAGGACUUUGCUUAGAGGCUGUGGACAUCUGUUGCGUGAGAGCGUAUCACGAACAACAAUGCAAGAAAGGGAAAUUGGACGCACAUGCUGGUUUAGCGUGUGUUUCCGGCAGUAAAAGUAAACGUUUGGGACCUGGUGAUUAUCAUCGUGACUGUUGCGAAGCGUGUAAAUUAGGAAUUUUAACUGGAUCUAUGGGACAAGGAUGUGCUUUUAAGAAAUUUACCUUUGGCAAUCCAUGGGAUCCUGCUUUUUUGGAAUGUUGUUACGAAGCAUCACCAAGUACAACAACAACUUUUACUACAAAUCUUACAAAUGCAACAUCCUCCAGUGAGACUACUAAUAGUGAAUCAACUUCAAUGUCAUCACUUUCUUCUUCUUCUUCUUCAUUGUCCACUCAAACUACAUUAGCUUCAUCAACAUCCUUUUCUCCAUCGAUACCUACACCUCCUUUAGAUGACAUCUGCCAACUUAUGAAAGGAUUAUUAUGUUCUGAUAUUUGUGUUCCUACACCAGGAUCUUAUUAUUGCAAAUGUCGCGAAGGUUUUACUUUAUUAGAAGAUGGGAAAACUUGUAGACAAGAUCUACCAACUGAUAGAUGUAAAUCUAGUAAUCCGUGUGAACAACGUUGUACGGAUAAUGGAGUUGCGGUUACAUGCAGUUGCAAUCCUGGUUAUAUAUUAGCGGAUGAUAAACAUUCUUGUUUACCUAAACCAUCGGAAGCUAAAGCUACUACUAUUCCGGAGGAUAAUAAUGAUUUUUCACUUCUUUGUCCAGCUGGUUAUCGUUACAAUGCUACUAAUCAAGUUUGCGAUGACGUGAACGAGUGUAUAGAAAGAAGAAUGUGUCCUGGUUAUUGUGAGAAUACCAUAGGAUCUUACAUAUGCACAUCAAAAAAUAGACUCAAAAUUGAUCCUUAUGAAGAUUGUCCACCUGGAUACCAAUGGGAGUCUACCACUGGCCUUUGCUCAGAUAUUGAUGAGUGUCUAAUAUUACCUAAACCAUGUCGUGGAAUCAAAAAUGUUUGCGUUAACACACAAGGUAGUUUUAGUUGUUUAGAAAUAAAAGGUAUAAAAUCAUGUCCUGCUGGAUUUAAGUUCAAUAACUUUUCACAGCAAUGCGAAGAUGUCGAUGAAUGCGCAGAAAAAAUUCAUAGUUGUCUAGAAGACACGGAGAAAUGUCGUAAUACCGAAGGUGCUUAUGAGUGUGAUAUAAAAUGUGACAAAGGGUUUAUGUAUAAUGUUAAUUUAGGCAUCUGUAUAGAUAUGGAUGAAUGCCUUGGGUCCAAUAAUCCUUGUCUUGAUCCGAAUACCACUUGUAAAAAUGUACUGGGUGGUUACGAAUGCUUAUCUUUAAAUCGUUCUAUUGUUCCAAUUGACGAACAAACGGAACCAUCAAUUUGUUCUGCGGGAUAUAAACCUAUGAAUGAUUCUAACGAUGCAUGUAUCGAUGUGGAUGAGUGUAAAGAACAACUGCAUUCGUGUGAAAUAAACGAACAAUGUGUAAAUGACAUAGGUAGUUAUAGAUGUGAACCAUUAAAUCAUGAAGUUACCAACUUAAAUGGAAAGGAUAAAGAUCAUCAUAGUUAUUUAUAUGAACAUAAUGGACAUAAAUCACAUAUACAACGAUAUGACGUUACUGGGCACAAAUCACAAAUUUCUGUUUCUCCAGCCCUUAAUCAAACGAUGAUUUGUAAUGAAGGAUUCAUUUUUGAUCAACAUACAUUAAAUUGCAUUGAUAUUGAUGAAUGUAGCAAUGGUUUAGCAAAUUGUAAAAUUGAUGAAAAAUGUGUAAAUUUCAAUGGUGGAUAUAGAUGUUCUUCCAUAUGCCCACCUGGUUUUCAAUAUAAUAAUACUUAUUACUCGAGCAGAAAUGAACCGUCUUGUCGAGAUAUAAACGAGUGCGCACUUGGAUUACAUUCUUGUAACGUAUCAACUCAUUAUUGUGUCAAUACGAACGGUUCGUAUUCCUGUAAAGAAUUUGCGACAACGAUAAGUUCACCAAGAAUUAGCAAACAAUUAAAUAGUAAAAAGGAUUAUAUAAUGCAGAAUACCAAUCAUUAUUUAUUCUUGGAGCCAUGUAAAAAAGGAUAUAGCAGAGAUACGAAGAGUGGAGAAUGCGUGGAUAUCGAUGAGUGUGCAUCGAUUAGAGCCUGUCAAGAGCAUGAAGUGUGUCAUAACGUGCCAGGUGAUUUUGAGUGUACACCACUUUGCACCACUGGCUGGUACUUUAAUACAGUAACAAAAGGUUGCCAAGAUGUCGACGAAUGUCUUUUAGGCAGACAUGAUUGUCCAGAAAGUACUCAUAAAUGCGUUAACACAAAUGGUUCUUUUUUCUGCGAAUUGAUACCGCCUUGCAGCAGCGGUUACAAACGAUCUUUCCUCAAUAAUAGUUGCGUGGAUAUCGAUGAGUGCGAGGAAAACUUGCAUUCUUGUCGAUUAGAAUUGCAUCAAUAUUGUGUUAAUAGAAAUGGCACUUUCGAAUGUUUAACCAGAUUACCUUCUUGUCCAGCCGGUUAUGAAUAUUCUUUAGCUACUAGAAGAUGCGAGGAUAUUGAUGAAUGUAUUACUGAUCAAUACACAUGUGAUCCUAGACUUUCUGAAAAAUGUAUCAAUCUACCUGGGACUUACAGAUGUGAAAGACCCACAUCGAUUAGACAACAUCAACGUCAAAAACCUGCUUGUCCUUCCGGUUAUAGAUAUCAUCCUCGACUAAAAAAGUGCACAGAUAUCGACGAAUGCGCGGAGGGUUUGGAUUCUUGUGAAGGUGAGAUCUGUUAUAAUCAGCCGGGUGGUUAUAGCUGUGCGAAACUUCCAAAACCAAGAACUAGGAAGCCACCCACGACAGCCUUACCACUACCAAAGAAUAAGAAGUGUAUCCCUGGAACGAAAUUGGUUAACAAUCGCUGCGUCGACAUCGAUGAAUGCCGUGAAAUAGAGGAUGCAUGCAGUAGUAACGAGGAGUGCAUCAACACUGUAGGAAGCUACACGUGCGAGUGCAAAGUUGGUUUUCAACGUGAGAAUUUGACUCAAGCCUGCGUGGAUAUUAACGAGUGCCAAACACAGACAGAUAGCUGUACGCAAGGACAGAGAUGCGACAAUACCAUAGGUAGCUACACUUGUACUCGUUAUCUAUCGUGUGGCACAGGAUACACUCUAAAUGCCGCCACCGAGAUUUGCGAAGACGAUGACGAGUGUCUCCUUGGAACACACGAUUGCGGAAAGGGUUAUCACUGCAGGAACACGCUUGGCUCUUAUCGAUGCGAUCGUAACCCACGUGUAUUGGUUUUAGACUCUCGAUUCGAUAUCGCGACAACCACAACCGCUAAAUUAACAUCAGUUGCGUCUACUACUUCGUUAACAUCACAGGAACAGAUUAACUGUCAACGUGGAUUUGAAGCUGUUCCUGGGGACAAGUGCGCGGAUAUAGACGAAUGUGAAAAAAAUCCUAAUAUUUGUGGCAGAACGAUGAGGUGUUUGAACACUCUUGGAUCUUAUAGAUGCGUGUCUAAAGUAUUGUGCAGUAGCGGAUAUACUUUGGAUCCAGUAUCAGGAAGAUAUUGUAUCGAUAUAGAUGAGUGUGCGAAUGGUACUCACGAAUGCACCGCCGAUCAAACUUGCAUGAAUAGAAUAGGUGGUUAUGUUUGCUCGUGUCCAUCUGGGCACGUCGUUGGACCGAAUAAAGAUUGCAUCGAUAUCGAUGAAUGUAGCCUUUAUGGAAACAUAUGCGGAUCAAACAGUCAAUGCGAGAAUACCGUUGGUUCUUUCAAAUGUAACUGCGCAAAUGGUUUUGAACAUGUUAGUAGUAGUUUCGCUGGUAAUACUUGUCAGGAUAUCGACGAGUGUGCACGAACACCUGGUUUGUGCCAACAUACGUGUUUCAACACAUGGGGGAGUUACAAAUGUAUCUGUAAAUCUGGAUUCAGAUUGAAUCCCGACAAUCGUUCUUGUACAGAUAUCGACGAAUGUACAGAGUUUAAAGAUAACAACUUAUGCGUAGGGAUUUGUGAAAAUACACCAGGCAGUUAUGCUUGCAAAUGUCCAGAUGGUUACAAGCUUGGGCAUAAUGGCCGUACUUGUGAAGAUAUCGAUGAAUGUCAAGCUGGACAUAUCUGCAGAGAAGCAGAUGAAAUUUGUCACAACGUCAGAGGUAGUUAUCGUUGCAAUAAAAUAAAAUGUCCCAACGGAUACCAUCGUGAUCAUGAAAGAAAAAACCGAUGCGUGAGAUCAUGGCCAUGUCGUAUCAACGAUCAUGCUUGCAUUAGACAACCAUCGCAUUACUCAUAUAAUUUCAUCACUCUUGUAAGCAUGUUACCUGUCAUGCCAACCAGACCGGAAGAACUAUUUAAAAUGAAAGGAUAUCACCUGCCAGGCUCUGCGAUACAAUUCAGUAUGGCGUUCUUGGAAGCACGUGCGCCACCUGGAAUACAACGCGCCACAGAAUCGUGUUUCGCAUUGAAAAAGCCUGAACCGACACAAGCUGUUUUAGUAUUGACACAAAGUAUUCAAGGCCCUCAAGAAAUCGAGCUCGAUUUAAACAUGGAGGUUUAUCAUAAUACACAUUUCGCCGGAAGCGCAAUAGCGAAAAUUUUGAUUUUUGUUCUCAAUACGAAUUUUAAUGGAUUCUUAUGAAAUACGAAUGGAGAAAUAUUUAAAGAAAUAUUUGAAUUGAUAUUUGUUCUUUGUAUUAAAUUCUU